Molecule: messenger RNA, 5678 nt
Organism: Ruditapes philippinarum (Manila clam)
Lineage: Eukaryota; Metazoa; Mollusca; Bivalvia; Venerida; Veneridae
Product: protein TsetseEP-like
Exons: 5
Coding region: 351-1337 (328 amino acids)
Biological process (GO): DNA integration; DNA recombination
Molecular function (GO): DNA binding
Source: RefSeq, a predicted model, not a curated record
UGAUUUAGUGGCAAAAACUGUGAAGGAAUUUUACCAAGAUACUGGUUCAUCACAGCUGGGAAAAAGCUUAGGACAUUACAUUAAACAGGUUAGCCUGCUGAAAUCAAGUAUGUGCCUUCGCAAAAAAGACUAUGGACGAAAACAGGAUGCGAAGGAGUUCACAGAAAUGUUUGAUGCAGAGUGGAAAGGGAAGGUUUCGUCAGUCGCCAACAGAAGUAAGCGUCUGAAGGCGAUGAACAAAGAAAUGAUCUGCCUUCAACGGAAGAUUUAGUUACACUAAAAAAUUUUCUUGUUGAAGAAAUGAGAAUUCAAAUAGAAAAGAACACACCUUCUAUGCUGAGUAUGUUUAUAUGACACAUGUACUGAUCGCUCGCAUAGCACUCUUUAACAAAAGAAGAGUAAAUGAGGUCUCUGAGCUGACAGUGAGUGACUUUAAGAAGCGAAUAAGAGGAAAUGAAUUAGAUACAAACACUGAAAUCUACAAUUCCCUGGCUGUCAGUGAAAAAACUCUGUUAAAGAGAAUGGAACUGAUUGAGGUGAGGGGGAAGAGCACACGGGGAUUUAGAAAGGUUUUUGUGAUUCUAAACACCGAUAUGGUGCAAAGCCUGUCACACCUUUUAAUGGUUCGUGCACAGGUUGGGAUACCAUCAACAAACACUUUCUUGUUCUCAAGAGUAACUGAUUCACCACAGGAUGGAUGUGAGGCCUUGAGAGUGGUCACAGCAAAGUGUCCAAAUAUGAACUUCCCAGAGCGAGUCAGGACUACAAAAUUGAGGAAAUACUUGGCAACAACUACCCAGAUAAUGGAUAUGAGAGACGAUGAACUAAAAUUACUCGCGGAUCAUAUGGGGCAUUCAGUGGCCAUACACACUGAAGUGUAUAGAAUGCAAACCUCUGUACUAGAAAGAACUAAAGUUGCAAGAGCUUUGCUAGCAUUAGAAGAUGGCAAAUUACAGGGGUUUAAUGGUCGCAACCUUUCAUCUAUCAGCCUUGAUGAAUUGCCUGAACCAGAACCGGAGGUAUUGCAGUCACCCGAGUGUUAUGAUGUAAAUGAUGAAAAUGAUUCAGAAGCUGAACCAGAAGCUGAACCAGAAGCUGAACCAGAAGCUGAACCAGAACCUCCUGCAUGUACAGGAUCAAAACCGCGAUGGUCUAAACAGGAGGAGAGUGCUCUGAGAGAAGCCUUUGAUAUUCAGAUAAAACAGAAGAAAAAUGUUUCAACAGUGGAGAUUAGGGAAGCAAAAAAAUGUUAUCCUGUGCUACAAGACAGAUCAGAAGCUGUUAUUCGUACAAAAAUAAACAAUAUCAAAUUAGGAAAAUAUAAAAAAAAGUAUUGAAUUAAAGAACACUUCAGAGGAUUCUUGCAUUCUUAGGUGGUGCACACCUCAAGUACCUCACAACAUUCCAUUGUUAUGCCCCCACAAUGUGGGAGCAUAUAGCGUUGCACUUGUCCGUCCGUCAGUCAGUCUGUCCGUCCGUACGUCCCGAAAUCUUGUGAACGCAACUCCUCUUAAACCGGAUGGCAGAUUUUGCUUAAACUUACAGGGAUGAACAACCUUAAUGUGUAGAUGGUAGUAAAGGAAGGAAUUUUCGCUGCGACCAAAUUUAACAGAAUUAUGGCCCUUUGUUGAUCUUUUCACUAGAUACUAUGUAAAAUUUUGUGAACGCAACUCCUCUUAAACCUGAUGGCAGAUUUUGCUUAAACUUACAGGGAUGAACAACCUUAAUGUGUAGAUGGUAGUAAAGGAAGGAAUUUUUGCUGCGACCAAAUUUAACAGAAUUAUGGCCCUUUGUUGAUUUUUUCACUAUAUACUAUGUAGAAAUUUUGUGAACGCAACUCCUAUUAAACCGGAUGCCAGAUUUUGCUUUAACUUACAGGGAUGAACAACCUUCAGGUGUGGAUGGUAGUAAAGGAAGGAAUUUUCGCUGCGACCAAAUUUUACAGAAUUAUGGCCCUUUGUUGAUUUUUUCACUAUAUACUAUGUAGAAAUUUUGUGAAUGCAACUCCUCUUAAACCGGAUGGCAGAUUUUGCUUAAACUUCCAGGGAUGAACAACCUUAAUGUGUAGAUGGUAGUAAAGGAAGGAAUUUUUGCUGCAACCAAAUUUAACAGAAUUAUGGCCCUUUGUUGAUUUUUAGUUUUCAACUUGUGGCACAUGUAGUCCAAAAAAUAUUUGACCUAGAGUCAUAAGAUUGACAGAACAGUGGCGUGUGGGGGCAUCCGUGUCCUAUGGACACAUUUCUAGUUUUUGUCUGUAAAUAAGUAAAAAGUAGGGAAAGAUUCCUCAAAGGCCAUGACAAUUAGCAGUAUACAGUGUUAUUAAUGUAUAUGAAACAUUAUAAGGAAAGACCAUGAAUGAAUGUGCAGAUAAUAAGUGAAAUGUGAAUUUGCUGUCAUGUCUGUUUUUAGGAAGCAUUUCAAACAAUAUGUAUGUGUACCUUUUAGGCUCCCAGUCAAGAAAAUGUUAGGCAGUCUGAUUACUGUGAAAAGCUGAAUGGGGCUGAAGGUUUGAACUCUGUUCUGCUGUCUGUCAGUCUGGCUUGCUCUUUUUUCAAAAUGCCUGCAGGGAUUGAGCUGAUUCAGUUUAUACCCAUAUUAGCCAAUAACUUUCUUUUAAUGUAAAGUACUUAAUGUUAUAUCAGCAUUAUUUUAUCUUUUGUAUAUCCUUUGUAAGCAAUUAAGUAAUUGUAAAUGAUUAGCAAUAACUCAUAUAAUGCAGCAUAAGCUUCAUUCUUAAUUAUCCUGUUCAUUUGAAUUUUUAAACUUUUCACCUCUUGAAACCCCUUUUUUGUAUUAAACUGCCUUAUGACUUAUCAGAGAUGGUUAUUAAUUUGAGUAGCAACAGGUGAUGAUUAGGUUUCAAAAUCAAUUGAUGAUUAUAAAGCGAGUAUAAGCACAUAUAUUCCUAAAUGUGUAACAGUACUUGUGGAAGCUUUUCUUUUAAGUGCUGUUUUGGACCUUAAAACAUACUGUUAUGAACAGUAAUGUAAUGAGUUGUGUAAUACCCUAAAUUUGGCAAGGGAAAAUUCUGGGAAGUUCACUGAGUUUAUAGCAACCCUGUUUUGAUUUUGGGUUAACUUUUUGCCCAGCAUGCAAUGUUCUACCAUCAUUCUCAGUAAGUUGAAAAUAUCAGGAACUUAACAUUUUUCUCCCAAAUGGCUGCUAGAUUUUUUGUAGAGAAAUAAAGCCCUUUUCAGAAAUAGAAAAAUUAAUGCUUUGUAAACUGCUUGAAAUUUUAUUUAUUUCUGUUCAUAGAUAUUUAGUAUAUUUCAGACAAUGAAUCAUUGCUCAUAUAUUGAACAAAUUUUCCAUUUUGGCAUAGGGCAUAACUAAAAGGAGAACUGUGUAUAAUAGAAAUUGAUUAAGUGAUGAGAAUGACUUGUCUGAAUAUUGUUUUAAACAUACACAAAACUGGUCCUUAAUCCUAUAAAUUGGAAAAGAAAAUCUGAAAAUGCCUUUUAAAGUUAAUCUGAUUUUGAAAAUAAAAGUUUUCAUCAGUUUGAAUAAAGAAUGUCAUGGAUUUUCUGUUACAUAUAUUUGAGUGUCAUACUGUAACCUUAAACAUUGAAUUUUGCUACUUUGACAAUGUCUGUUUUGUUGCUUUUUAACACUUUUACCACUUGCUUUUGUUUUAUAGAUCAAUUUAUUUCAGAAUUUAAAUGUGUUAGAUGUGUUUGCAUUAUUAAAGAUUUUGAUUCUACAAUAUAAUUAUAUAUGUUUAAUUAGUCUAGUGAACUAGAAUUUGUUUUGUACUGAUCACAUAAUAAUGCUUCCUUUAGUGCCAUUAAGAUCAUUCAAUGUUUAUGCAGGAUGUAAAAAUUGCAUUUCAUUUCAGAAUUGGUUAUUUAUAAAUCUAGGUAGUCUGCUUUUGUUUUUGGGAUGACCUUUUCUGUACUAUUUGAAGUUUAAAUUCUAACAUUUUGUGUACCUAUUCAAGUUAAAAUUCUAACAUUUUGUGAGUUAUGAAAUCUUUUAGACAGUAAUGGCUUGUUUAUAGGUCAAUCACAGUAUAUGAAUAUACUUUAGUACAGAUUAAGCAAUGUAUAUUUUUUUGUCCCUAAAAAGAAAUGUUUAGUUGCUGUUUUGUCUAUCUGUCCAUCAGUUUGUCAUAUUUUUGUCAUAACAAAAACUGUAACAUAUAUCAACAUAGAGUUUCAUAGGUAACAUUAGAUAGAUAGAUAGAUAGAUAGAUAGAUCAGGAAAAUACAGUGUACAAGAAUCAUAACUUGUCUUUGCAUAAUAUCAAACUUAUCAGUCUUUGUUAUUUUUCAUACUUAAAUUUUGUCCCACACCAAAACUAAAACAGGUUAUCAACAUGAAAGUAGAUAUAUCUCAUCAAAGACAUAGUUCACAUUGGCAUGAUAUAGGAGUUAUUGCCCUUAACUUCAUUUGAAUUAAUAAUGAACUUUCACUCCUUCAAUUUGAGGAGGUAUCCCACAGUGAUAUCAAGAUUUAGUCCUUUUGGAAAAAAGGAUUCAUUUUGGGACCAAGCAUUAAUUUUUGAAGUAUCCAUCAGUUUUAUAGUUUCUCUUGUGAUUAUUCAAAAUAAAGGUAUUAUUCUCCUGGAAAUGAUAUUCCAUUUAUUUACCUUUCUAGAAUAUAUAUCAAUCUCCCUGAAGUAUUGCUCUGUUAUCUUAAAAUAUAUUCGUGUAUAUAAUGUGAAAUAGUUUUUUCAAUGGAUAACAAAUUUAUGAGCUCACUUGAUAUUUACUCAAUUUAGAUAUUGACUGAAUUUCAUUUCUUUGCUGCUUCAUAUGUGAUUAAUGAAUUAUAUACUGUCUAGUGUUUGGAGUUAAAUAUUUUUCUUUUAAAAUGACCACCUUUGUAGUAGAAUAGCAAUUUUUGUGCCUGUUAAGAAAGUUUUUUUCUAGCAAUGUUAGUAUCUGCUUUUUUCUAUUAGUUAUUUUUAGCUCACCUGUCACAAAGUGACAGGGUGAGCUUUUGUGAUCGCUUUUCGUCCGGCGUCCGUCCGUCCGUCCAUAAACUUUUACUUUAAAUGACAUCUCCUCAUAAACCACUAAGCCAAUUUCAUCCAAACUUCACAGGAAUGUUCCUUUGGUGGUCACCUUUAAAAAUUGUUCAAAGAAUUUAAUUCCAUUCAGAACUCUGGUUGCCAUGGCAACCGAAAGAAAAAACUUUAAAUAUCUUCUUUUAAAAAACCAUAAGAGCUAGAGCUUAGAUAUUUGGCAUGAAACAUCUUCUAGUGAGUGUCUACCAAGUUUGUUCAAAUAAAAGCCCUGGGGUCAAAAUUGGCCGGCCCCGGGGGGUCAUUGAUUUUCCCUAUAUGCAUAUAGUAAAAACUUAAAAAAUCUUCUUUUAAAGAACCCAAAGAGCUAUGGCUAAGAUAUUGGGCAUCAAACAUGUUCUAAUAGGUGUCUACCAAGUUUGUUCAAAUAAAAGCCCUGGGGUCAAAAUUGGCCCCGCCCCAGGGGGUCAUUGAUUUUCCCUAUAUGCAUAUAGUAAAAACUUAAAAAAUCUUCUUUUAAAGAACCAAAAGAGUUAGAGCUAAGAUAUUUAGCAUGAAACAUGUUCUAAUAAGUGUCUACCAAGUUUGUUCAAAUAAAAGCCCUGGAGUCAAAAUUGGCCCCGCCCCGGGGCGUCAUUGAUUUUCCCUAUAUGCAUUUAGUAAAAACUUAAAAAAUCUUCUUUUAAAGAACUCAAAGAGCUAUGGCUAAGAU